AGAUAUUUCAUGGGCGAGGGCUUUACCUAAAACAGCUGCGAACACAGAAAAGCACAGACAGGAGGACAUAGCCAGCUAUCCAGUAAGGAAGCGAGCAUUGUGGCGAAAAGACAAGACCAUACAUUUGUUUGGUUUAAUUUCGAUUAAACGGGAUUGCUCACGUAAACGUUGUUAUAGACAAGGUCAGUUGUAGUUAUGUUCUAUAUUUGAAUUUGAACAUACUGUCGCCAGACUUGGAAUCGUUCUGGCUAGCGCGUCCACAAUCUGAACCACCAAAAAAGGCCAAACCGUUUCUGAAUAGAGAAAGUGUUCGGCUACCAGACGGUUUAACCCUAACCUCCAACGCGAACCUGAUACUGCGUCGGGGGUUCUCUGUGGAAUGCCUGUGUCAUGAUGCGGACUCUAAGCCACACCCCACGCCCAGGUGUUGAGGGAGGGCGUCUCUGGCUGUCAGCCAAUCACAGGGGAAGUUUAAGGAGAGACACUUCCUGUUCCUCUGCACUUCCUCUUCUCAGGACCCUCCCACCUCACUGACGAAUUGUCACUCAGUGACAGUUCCUGUAUCUCCAUCACUUCCUCUACCACGCCUUCCUGUAUCUCCAUCACUUCCUGUGCUGUUCCCCGUCUGUUGACCCGUUGGGGGAUGCUGGUACCUUCUCCUGGAGGUUGCCAUGCUUCUCGUGGAGGUUGCCAUGGGGGUGAUCUGAUUCCUGUGGUAGUAUCUCCAGAUGUGGUGGAGUGGGCAGGAGGCAGAACAGAAGAACCCAUAGGUGAUCAGCGUCUUCCUGAUUUGCACUGUGUGAAGACAUCACAGCAGUGAUUAUAGGACUUCCUUUUCCUGUCGUUUCUCUGCUUCUUUGCACUUUCUAGGACUUGUCUCAUUCUCAAAGACCUGGAACCAGUAAAAGCCAUGCGGCACAUUCACGUUGAGUUGGCGCGUAGGGAGGCGCCUGUGGAGCUCCCAGCCCAGCAGGGGGACCUACCUCCACCUGCGGCCCCAAUACGGGGCCCCGAUCCUGGGAUGACCGCAGGGCUGCGGCCCUUCGGCCAGGAGGAGCUCAGACUCCAGAAGGUGUACCAGCUCUCGAUCUUUUCCCAGCUAGGGGGCUUCUCCACUGCUCUGGAGCCCCCCACUGAGCCCCCGUCUCGGUCUGGCAGGGUGGCGUUGAAGAGGGGCCUGGAGGAGCCCCAGCUGACCCCCAAGUGGCCCCAUGAGGAGGGGGUCUCCUCCAGCAGGGAUGCCCUGGAGGGAGGGGUGCUGUGUGGGCCAGGGCCACACGUGGGCUCAGUCAUCUCCUGCACAUUGAUAGAUCAUAGAGACACUGAAGGCAGCUUGUCGCCCAAGUCACCGCCCCUCUCCCCAAGCCACACCCCCGCCCGACGCCCCGCCCAGCACAACCAUGACCGGCCAAUCCCAGAUGUGUGGGUGCCGCUUUCGCCCAAUUCCCCCCCCAUAUGCGACCCCCACGGUCAACCAUGUGACCAGGGACUCUCAAUGGGGCCCUCUCCCAGGAUGGGCCCUCCUCCUGGGAGGGAUACUCAAACCUGGGUCCCUGGCAGCCCAGGAAGAGAGGGCUACAGUAACGACUCUCCGACUGGGAAGCCUACCUCUUGCACCGAUGGGGGCUCGUACGGGAUUCUACAAAAGCCCAUGUCCCCCCUCCCCACGGAGCUGCAGGAGCCCGGGGAGGCAGGGCUGGAGUCGUCCCCACCGGAGGGCAAUGCAACCCAGAACGCCUCCAGCAGCGGGCUGGCCUCUUGGGAGAAGACACCCAGUAGCAGAGGGCUUCGCUCCACCCCGUCAGGGCCUUGCGCUGCAAAGAAGAAGCUGCUGUCGCCUAGUGACACAGGGGAGUCGUGCUCUGAGGACGAGGGUCCAUCCACCUCGAAGAGGAGCCGGCUGGCUCUGCUGGCGCCCGGGCUGGGCCUGGCUUCCUGCCGUGGGACCGACGCCAAGGCCGCUCCCUUCUGGAACCACCUGCUGCCCUCGGUGCGAGACCGGACCAGGAGUGCCUCUGACUGCAUGAGAGCUGGGAGGAGACUGAAGAGCGCCCUGCGUUUGAAGAGUCGUCAACUGCGUAGCGGGCGGCGUACAGAGACCUGCCGCCCGGCUCGUGCGGACUGGCCCUCCUCCAUCAGCCGCUCACUGCUGGGAAACUUUGAGGAGUCCAUCCUCAAGGGCCGUUUCUGUCCUUCGGGGCGCAUCGAGGGUUUUACAGCGGAAAUCGGCGCCAGCGGCUCCUACUGCCCCCAGCACGCUACACUGCCCGUGCAGGUCACCUACUACGACCUCUCGGAGCACAGUGCACCCUCACCCUUCCUAGGAAUGAUUUCCCUUGACUCUCUUGGAAAGAAAGGAUACAGUAUACCCAAAGCAGGAACCAUUCAAGUGACCUUAUUCAAUCCCAACAAAACUGUGGUUAAGAUGUUCCUGGUGACGUACAACUUUGGAGACAUGCCCGCCAAUCACAUCACCUUCCUGCGUCAGCGCAUAUUCCUUAUGCCAGUGGAGGAGGGGCUAGAGGAGGAAAGGGAGGAGCCUAGAGAGGGUGGGGCCACAGACAGGAAGAAGAUUCUGUGUUACCUGAUACACCUCCGAUUCCAGAGCUCCAAAUCUGGUAAAAUCUACUUGCACAAUGAUAUUCGGCUGCUAUUCUCUCGCAAGUCCAUCGAGGUGGACACAGGGAUUCCUUACGAGCUAAAAUCCUUCACCGAGGUGCCAAGAAACCCCAAAUACUCCCCUCGUGUUUGAACUCCCGCCAGUCCCUGCCCUGAAACCAACGCAGCCCCCCCCCCCCCUUUCAGAGGGAGCAGGGGCACAGACUGACUGUUUAAAACAUGGACAAGAAACUAGAAAAUACUUGGACACACCACAUACACAGAGGCACAAGCACACAUUCACACACUUCAAACAACAGAGUUGCA
Messenger RNA from Osmerus eperlanus (European smelt), 2925 nucleotides. RefSeq names its product atos homolog protein B (gene atosb). The transcript is spliced from 10 exons. Bases 911 to 2752 code for a protein of 613 amino acids. The record is from RefSeq and is a predicted model, not a curated record. NCBI's taxonomy places the organism in Eukaryota, Metazoa, Chordata, Actinopteri, Osmeriformes, Osmeridae.